Molecule: messenger RNA, 10858 nt
Organism: Gallus gallus (chicken)
Lineage: Eukaryota; Metazoa; Chordata; Aves; Galliformes; Phasianidae
Gene: DISP2
Product: dispatched RND transporter family member 2
Exons: 7
Coding region: 6362-9928 (1188 amino acids)
Source: RefSeq, a predicted model, not a curated record
GCUUGAGGAAGAAAAAGGUUGUCAGGCUGUUUUUGUAGGCUUUUGUGGCAGAGAGACCAUUUCUGCCCACACCAUCCCAGAGAUGUCAAAUAUCUGACACAGCCCUGAAUGGGAAUGAACAUUCAAAAGAAGGUUUCUCUUCCCCUGGUGUUAGUCCAGUGUAACGCUCUUGCCCACCUCUUCUUCUGUCUGACAGUAAACAACAAUCAGGAACACCCUCACAACCAUUUUUCAAACACAAUUCAGGGUCCUAGAGGCCCAGAAAAGUCACAGUGACAUGCUGGUAGGCAUGGCAGGCAAGCAAGGACCAGCCUACAUCUCUGGUGCAGAUCUUAGCAGAUCAAACGUGAAGCCUGCCAGCACCUUGGCUAAUUGAGAGAAUAGCAACUGAAGAUUCAAAACCUGCAGGCCUGCCACCAGUAAUUAUCCAAAACUAUCAUUAUUUGUGAGCUCCAGGUUUCCCUGGAGAUUCUGGAUAACCAAGGUCACAUUGUCACAGAGUUGGAGAUGUGCAUAAGGCAACCUGGAUCUGGAGUGUGAUUGACAGAACUAUAAUUGUUCAGCCUGAAAAGGAGAUAACGAAGAAGAGUCACGAGUGAAUGAUUUGAAUUAGCUCAAGUUAUUCUAAAACAUGAAGUCGCUGAGCAGCCAGGGGAUGGAGCUGAGACCACAUGAGGGGAAAGAACAGAACAUGACAGUAUUUCACAGCAAAGAUGAUAAUCAAGGGGAGGGGGCUUGCCUGUUAACUAUUAGCAUUGAAUACAUUAACGUUGUGUAAAAAAACUGGAAGCAAUGUGUGAUAUCCAAGGGUUUGCCACCUGCCUUUGCCACCAGAAGAUUGUGUAGCUGAGGGUCUUUGGACGUGGAAUUUUUCAGCACAUGUUUCUUGCAUUUCCCUGAUUAUCUUCAAAGUGUUUUUUUUCUGGUGAAAGCCUUUUCCUCCUGUCCAGUGUUACAGAUGUGGCGGGCAGACAUGGCAGUGCAGUCUUCAGACUAACUCAGUUAUGAAAAGCCUCUGGUGCCCACUGCCAAUGCAAAUCCAGCAGUUUACGUGAAAAAGAAUUUUGUUUUCACUUAAAAAAAAAAAAAAAAAAAAAAGAACACAUAUUUUACAGAUGUGGAAAUACCAGAAGCAUAAAUGGUCAGUGGGGUAGUCUCUGUGAACUAUUAUGCAUUUUAGGAAAACAUCUUACUUAAGGUGCACCUAAAUUAGGGAAAAUGAUACACUGAAGGUAGAGGGAAAAUAAUAAUUUAAAGACAUCAAAAAGGGAGUGAGGAGAGGUCUAGACCUUGCAAAAGUAUAAUGCUACCACAGUCCCAGAUCUAUGAUGACAAUUCAGUGCCUCAGCUCUGCUAAUACAAAACUACAAGCCUCCAAAUAAAAUUAACUUGCACUUCAAGCGCUGGAAACCUGGGAGAAGGGAGAGGAGUUACACUUUUAUCUCAAGGAUGGAAGCGUGAUACUCUCGCAAAUAAACCUCGUCCCUGCCACUUCCCAUAGAUAGGGAGGAUGUGGUGGUUACCAUGUCCCUGGCUGGUUGGUUCUGCAAUUACUGUAAAUGGGCAGUAAUUAAUUAAAUAUGCCAUUUCAUUCAUUGCCUACCACAGACCACAAGCUUUCCCUUCUCUGCCUUUGUUGCACCUGAUCUAUGCUGCAGCCGUCCAGCCGAAUGCAAAUCUCCCCAGUGCAGGUGACUUUGAUGAGGCUGCAGCAAGCUCCAGAUUCCAUCUCAUGAACACAUUGCUGACAUCUGAUUUAUUGUCUUGUGCAGCGCAUUUGUAUACACCACCAACAAAUUUGUAGCCUUCUUUGUAAGCUGCCUUCAUAGAGCUGUAACCCAAAUCACUCGCUUGAAAGUCUGGGUAAUCCUGCCACUAAUCCAUCUGUGAAAGGACAGCAAGGACUUCAUGCGACAGGGUUUUAUAUUAUUUCUUUUGACAAACUCUGCGGGAGAAUGGGAUAUCAUUGUCACAAUCUGUUCGGGAGCUCGUGCUUUGCAAGCAGCACUCCCUCUCACUACACUGAGCUAGCUGAAGUCUUAUUAGUCCUUUGUAUUGCAGAGCAGAGGCAGCUGAGUGCUGGAACUGUUGAGAAAAACCUGUCAAGCUUAUCAAUGAAGUGUGCACACAUCUGUCUGCAGGUUUUCUGGCACUUGCUUCAGUGCAAACUUUGGCUCGUUGCCACCAAUUUGUACAUCUGCUGCCAUAAGAAACAUCAGUGGUCUCACAGAUCCUGUCUGACUUUCCUCCCUUUGGAUGUACCUCUCCCAGGGAUGCAGAGCUCACACAGACAGUGGCAUUUGCUAACUGUUUUGAUAUUUUGCCAGUUUCAUGACCCAAAACCUGCAUGUGAACAUCAGUUAUUGCUUCCAAAGUCAAUGACGUUGUGAUAAGCAACCUUGACUAUGUCAUCUCUGUCUGUAACUACAUAACUAAAAACUAAAACUAGCAUUGGAUGGUGUCUGACUAGGCAAGAUAUCUUUGUUACUAGUCCCUGGACAGGUUCUGUGUGCAAGUAGCAGUGAGUGGGAUGCCUGUGCCAGGAAUCUCCAUACCAGCAUUGGUAUAACUGCUACUGCAAACAUUGCUCUGUCGUAAUGAUUUUAGUGAAACAAGACCAUUCUGUGUAAUCAUGAAAUAUAGUUUCCCAGUGUUGAUAAGCUCAAUUGAUGUUGGAAAGUACACAGCAUGAGCUGCCAAGGCCAAUAUGUCCUCCUUUCUGGAAAAAAAUAGCAAUUUUCAAGCAGUACUGAGCUAACAGAAAUCUUCAAAUCUCUUUUGUCAUUGAUACUACUAUUUAACUUCGGGUACAAUUCCAGAAACUUGUAAUUGCUAACAUUCUGUCUUUUUCCGUGGCUGUCUGAAAGAGAAAUGAGAUGAACUCUGCAAAGUUUUGAAAAUAUUCCCUUCUCAGUCAUAUUUUGUCUUCAGUUUUUCUCCACAUCUCAUCAGGUGCCUCAGGCUAAAGUUCAUCUCAUUCUUGUCUCAGUCCAGUACUCAUAAUUCUCUGACAACUCAAAACACUUUGUGAUUCUAGCUGGCCCAAAUCAUCCAUCACACUUAAUGCUCAAUGCCAGACACUACAGCAGGCAUAUAACUCAGCUGUAGACACCACAGCACGUUCUCUGAUCGACCACCAGAGACUGUAGGUGUUUCCAUAUCAUUCUUGCUUUCUGAACUCCAAAUUGCACAGUGCUUCUGAAGCUCCCUGACACUGAGAUGGUAAUUUCAAAGGUAUUUUUGGGCCAGUGUGACCUUAUCCUACGGUGUGUGAAGGGUUUUCUUGCUCUCACAAAGACUGACUCUGUAAUUACUCUGUGCUUCCGCAUUAGGACCCUGCCUUUAUCACCAGCCAGCGUGUUUUGCCCCUUUUGCACUGAAAUGCCUUGGAAGAAAUAAGGAAUAAGGAGGCCCAUCUAAUUAAAUGCCAUAAGCAUCUAAUUAACUUUACUCUGCCCAUAUGUUGCAGCCAUACCUGGUUUCUAAAACCAUAGCCAUUACAGGAGCUGAAAACUGUUCAAGGGCAUGUUAUACUAUUUUUCAUAAUUUUAGAAUAACAUGCACAAAGAUAUGAUGGAUUCACCAUCAGCUGCACUCCAUGAGUGAGGCAUGGAUAUUUCUGUAAAAAGCAUGGUUCAGCUCAGCCCUGGCUCUUGAUACAGUAAACAGAGGGUGAGGUUUUACGUCUUGCAUUAAGUGGGAGACAAGGUGCAAUUCCCCAGCAUAGCCUUUCUGGUGUUGUAACAGAAAAGUUUUACCAUCCCUUUAUUUCCUCACAGAGAAAAAAGAAAUGCAGGACCUUGCCAGACCUGUCUCGCCAUGCCAGAGAUUGCCAACACUGAGCCCAGCUACAGUGGCACUUCUUGGGAAAGAAUCUGCCCGGUCCAUCACUGCCCCAUUCCUGCAUCGCCCAGGCUGGGGGGAGACCACCUGCCCUCCUCCAGCCACACGCUGGGGCCAAUCUCCACCCAGUCCAAUGGUCAGUGAUCCUGUGCCAGCUUCUCAUCAUGAGGCUUUGGAAACCCCCUGGAAACGGUGGUCCCCUGGGCAGCGACUCUCUCGGCCAAUGCAGCACCACAUUGUAACAGUCAGGUAAGAUGCACGUGGACAGCGGCUCAGCAGUUUUCAGGAGGCAUCUCCUGAACUCUCGGACAGGAUCAGAAGGCUCUGAGUGAUCUUGUUCACCAGUUUGAAGCAGUAGAUGCCCCCAAAAAUAUAUAGAGAGAGAAUUUUCUCUCUCCACCCAUUAGGAACAUACAGAGCUGCCAUUCCCGCACCUGGGAGAGUCAGGAUUUCCUUCUCAAGGUGACCUGUUGAAUAGAGCCAAGGUCACUCUGUUACUCCUGCGUCAUCCAGCUGUGAUCAUGCCCAUCUUCUGUGAUCCUCCCCUUUUCUCCAUUUGCACUGCAAGAUAGCCAGCUGGCUAAUCCUUUAUCUUGGCAGAGUUUCUGAGAGAUAAGAGCAUGGUUAAUUUCUUUUUCUAUUCCCAAUGAAGCUGCUGCCUAUGAUGGAGGUGAGGGAAAUACAGUUAGAAAUACAAAGUUGGGGAAUACGACUUGGUCUUCCAGGUUGCUUUGCAACAAGCAGUAGUCAGCAAGCAAAGUCCAGUGGUAUAGGAUUCCUUGCUUUUUUACAGUAGUGCAGGGUUAGGCACAAAAGUCCUUUAUGGUCUCAUUUUCUAACCAUUAACAGAGGAUUUAAUUUGUUUGUGUUUGCAUUUGCAUCGAUAUUGCAUCAACAAAAUUGUCAGCUGCUUUCUCUCUAACAGGUUACUGAAGCAGGAAAUGCAGCUGGUCUGCAAAUCACUGGCAGAAUGUGCAGCACUAGCAGGCAGAGAAGUGAUGUUACAACAAUCAUAGAAUAAGGUUUUUAGCCUGAGCAAUUCUGCUUGAGAAGCUAUUGUGGAAGAAUUAACAAAAGACAGGCAGUGUGCAGCUAAAUAGAGACUCCUCUUUAAUAAUCUAUGAGAAUUUUUCUCUGCUCCCCUCUCUCUCAACUCUGUGGAGCAUUAGAGUGAUGAGGAGACCAUGCAUUUCAGGGAGACAUCUCAGCUGGAAAUGGAGAGCAGAAGGAAAGGCACUUCAGAUAUGGUGACCACUGAAAUACAGCUUUUCUGUUAAGAUUGCCUUUGGGGAUUCAUUAAUAAAGGUAACCUUGGAUCCCCUCGGGAAGGCUUCUUUCUUUUAUCCCUCAGAGCUCUACAAAGAAUGGCAAGAGCUGCUCUGCAGUAGAAACACCAGAAAAAUAUUCUGAGCAGCUCCACUGGCCUCCUUUCCCUCUAGACUGGACAAAUCUCAGGAAACAAAUGAGAUUGACUCUCUGGAAAAUCCUUGUUGAGUUGAACAGGAAAUAAAAACUAUAGGCAUUGUUAGCCCCAAUCAUAAAAUUUCACAGUGUUAUGCUGUUGCCAAGAAGUAAUUUAAAAAUUCUGCAGGAAAGCACUUGAAACAGAUAGAUUUUCAUCAAUAGGUGUUACAGGGUGAUUCCUAUUGGAUUACGUUGUUUACGUCCUUUACAUUCUAUUGUGUUUUCUGGAGGGGCAACACAGAGGAGUUACUAAGAGUAUUCCCAUCAGGUUUGGUUAAAAUGCCAAUGAGAGAGGGAAAGACCCUGCUAUUCAUUAGACAAAUCCAUGUAGUGCCAAACAACUCCCACAGCAAUGGCUCAGCUUCUGAAGGGGUUAAGUGGCUCAUUGGGAGCCCAGAAUGAUGCUUGGCAGGAAAAUAAUAAAUGUAUGUCUUUUUUUUCUGUCUGCAGACAUGACAAAGCUUUCAGGAUGCCCAAAAGUUACUCUCAAAUGAUCGCAGAGUGGCCCAUUGCCGUCCUGGUGCUGUGUUCAGUGACAGUUGUGAUUUGCACUUUAGCUGGCCUGCUUGUUGGAAAUUUGCCGGAUUUCUCAGAACCCCUGAUGGUAAGUCCCUGCAGGCAAUAUGUCAUUGUGAACAGAAGGAAAAUCCACAGGGCGACUAGUAAUGUGUUCUUUCUGCCAUACAAAACAAGCUUAUGCUUCCUUCCUUCUCUGCAGAUAGAGGCAGCAAGGCAGGACAGGAGGACACUAAAGCAACUAGAAAUAAAUGGCAAUGUUUAUCAGUGAUCUGCUGUGAUCUUUUCCCCUCUCAUCUUCACAGUGUGCAACCAAAGCAAGAUUCCUUCUGGAUGGACAUAAUGUUUCAGAGGUUUUGAGCCACGAGAUACCGACAUUGGCAGAAAGCUCAUCGUAUGGAGGAAUGUAGAGAGCCACACGGGCUACAAGAAGACCUUUUCCCUUUCUCCAUACGCUGAGAAGAAAAGCUACGAUGACAUUGGCAUUAGCAGAGGACAAAAGGCUGUUCAGGGAGGACAAGAAGCGAGAACACGGAGAAUGGUGGAACAAAUCUAUGGAGUAGAUGGUUUCUUUUGUGGUCCUCCAGAGAAAGGCUAUUCCCAGCUGGUAUUUAUGUCCACAACUGCUGGGAGCUUAUGGAACUUGCAAGCUAUUCAGUCCAUGUGUCAAAUUGAACAAGACAAGAUACGCUCACAUGUACAUUUUAGAGACCUCUGCCAACGUACUGAAGCCAAUGAAUGCUGCCCGAGCUGGUCUCUGGGGAACUACAUUGCUGUCCUGUACAACAGGUCUUCUUGUCUGGAGAUAACUCAAGGAGACAUUUCCCACACCCUGGCCCUCCUUCGUGCCUGCGCUCCAGACUACCACAAAGGUAUCCUCACUCCAUCUUGCAUUGGUCCUGAGACCAUGAGACAGAAACACUCUCAGUGUGCCAAAGUCCCAGAAAAAUGUACCCGCUUCAAUGCUAUUUACCAGCUUCUUCACUUCUUGGUCGACAGAGACUUUCUUAGUCCCCAGACAAUUGAGUACCAAGUGCCAUCCCUCAAGUACAGCCUGCUCUUUUUGCCUACAAGGAAAGGUGCAUCUAUGAUGGGGAUCUACUUAGACAAUCUUGAAUCCUGGGAUCUAUUUGAUAACUAUACAUCUAUCACUGGAAUGGACUUGGGCCUUAAACAGAAACUAUUCCAGCACUAUCUUUUACUGGAUACUAAGUAUCCAGUUCUGGCAAUAUUCGCUAUUUUUCUAAGCGUUUCUUUCUAUUUACGCUCGGUCUUUAUUACCUUGAUGGUCCUGCUCACUGUCGUCAGCUCUUUGAUGAUCUCCUACUUCUUGUACAAGGUGGCCUUCAGAUUCACCUACUUCCCUUUUGUAAACCUGACGGCUGUUAUCAUUCUCAGCAGCAUUUGUGCCAACCACACCUUCGUCUUCUUUGACCUCUGGAACCUGAGCAAGAGCCAGAACCCUUCUGCUGGGCUUUCACAGCGGGUGAGUCAAACCAUGCACCACUUUGCGUAUCUCAUGCUGGCAUCCUGCUUCACAACCGGUGCUGCCUUCUAUGCCAGCUACAUUAGCAACAUAAUAGCCAUCCGCUGCUUUGCUGUUUACAUGGGCACCUCCGUCCUGGUGAAUCUCGUAUUCAUGAUGACUUGGCUUCCUUCUUCGGCUGUGCUGUACGAGCGCUACAUUGCGACAGCCUGCGUUUACAAGCCAGAAGACUACUGGAAAAACACCGGCCACAAGAGAGUCGCUCUCUCCCUCCACUAUGUUCUCAGGGGUCUCCAGAAGACGUUGUGCGAAACCUCCAAGUUGUUAUUUGAAAAGCUUUUGCCUUGUGGGGUCAUCAAGUUUCGGUACAUCUGGAUCUGCUGGUUUGCCGCCUUAGCAAUCGGAGGUGCCUACAUCUCCUGUUCCAACCCAAAACUCAAACUCCCAACUCUUGAGUCGUCGUCUGUUCAGGUGUUCAGACUGAGCCACCCCUUUGAGAGGUACGACUCUGAGUACUGCCAUCAGUUCAUGUUUGAGAGGCUAGAGCGUGGAGAAGGGCAGCGUAUGCCUGUCACUAUCAUCUGGGGUAUCCUGCCUGUGGAUAAUGGGGACCAUUUCAAUCCAAAAAGCAAUGGCACCCUGGUGGCAGAUGCCACCUUCACUAUCCAAAGUCCCGAUGCCCAGAAGUGGCUCUUUGAAUUCUGUCAAAAGGUGAAGAACCAAACUUUCUAUUACCUUGAUACAGAGCAGAAAUCUACUGUGUGUUUCAUGGAGGAGUUUGUCAGGUGGAUGGAUAGUCGCCAGUGCUCCCAGAGAGACAACAGCUUCAGCCUGUGCUGUAACCAGUUCUCUUUCCCUUAUGGAAGCGAAGUCUUCCUACACUGCAUCAAAAUGAUGCUCCUGGAACAAGGCAGGGAAGGGGCAGAAACAUACGAUCUGGGCCUCAGAUUUGAUGGAGAGGGAAAUCUUGCUGCCUUAGUACUGCAGUUUCAAACUGUUUAUCACUAUAGCUUCAAUUACAGCAAAGCCAAACACUUCUAUGAAGAAAUCAACCUCUGGGUAACAGAAGAAAUGAAAACUGCCCCUGUGGGACUUCAGAAUGGGUGGUUUACCAGUAAACUAGAGCUAUACAACCUCCAGCACAGUCUCAGCACAGAAACAAUGGUGGUCAUGGGGCUCUCUAUUGCCAUUUCUUUUGUGGUGCUGCUGCUCACUACCUGGAAUGUUCUCCUUAGUGUUUUCUCUGUGACUGCCAUUGCAGGCACUGUCCUGGUAACCGUUGGCCUUUUGGUCCUCUUGGAGUGGCAGCUCAACGCAGUGGAGUCUCUCUUCAUUUCAGCUGCAGUAGGUCUCUCUGUUGACUUUACCGUCAACUACUGUAUCUCCUACCACCUGUGCCCCCAUUCGGACCGCCUGAGCCGAGUGGCCUUUUCCCUGAAGCAGAUGAGCUGUGCCACCGCGAUGGCAGCAUCUGCCUUGUUCUCUGCAGGAGUCAUUAUGUUGCCCGCUACAGUCCUGGCCUAUAGAAAGUUGGGCAUAUUUAUAAUGAUGAUCAAGUGUAUCAGCUGUGGGUUUGCCAGCUUCUUCUUCCAGUCACUGUGCUGCUUCUUUGGCCCGGAGAAGAACUGCGGGCAGAUCCUUUGGCCUUGCGCCCACACCAUAAAAGAUUAUUCUGAUGACUCUGAGCCAAAUGGAACCUAUGCCUGUGGGGGAAAUGAGAAGCAAAACCGACUGCGGAAGGUCCAGGAGUCCAACACUGCAAAUGAGCAAUACGAGCUCCAGCCUUUGUCCAGAAAACUCAGCGACAGUUUUGACAACAGCACAUCCACAAGCAAGCUGUCCAACAGGCCAUCAGUGCUCUCUGAAGACAUGCAAGCUGAAGAUAACAGGUGCCCGAGAAUAGGAACGCACCCUCCCCUUGAAAGAGAGAGACAGAAUCUGCAAGAGAACCUUGGAGAUGACCAGGCUGUCCUGUGCCAGUGUCCUGCCUUGCAAACUUCCUCUCCUUACAAGCACAGCAGCUCAGGAGCAGAAAUUCACAGGGAGAGGUUAUGCAGAGAUUGUCAGUGUCGGAAAUACAGCCCAAAAGCUUGGGAUAGUUCUGGGCUGGACUAUAUUCAGCCAGCUGGUGUGAAUGAAGAAGGGCAGCUCAAUAAAUCACAGUGCUCCACUGACACUGCCCAGCAGCAGUCGGAUUAUACCUCAGACAACAGCCAUCUUCCUGCUGCUGACAUCUACAAAAUUCACAGAUGCCUUUGUUCUCUUGGCAGCUCUUUUGACAUGCUCAACAUCUCCAGUGAGACAUCGAUUAGUGAUUUUGAACAAGGCCUAAAGCUCGCUGAAUCAGCCAGUUCUUGUCCUGAUGUCUUAGAGCUCUCUGAUUCGUACAGUCAAACAGAGAGAGGCUACUUGAACGGGAAGAGAGAUACACUGCGUCUGGACCUGAGGGAGACUGUCUUUGAUAUCUCUCCAGCAGCAUCACAGCAGAACAGCUCUUCGUGGAAAAAUCGAUUUGGAUUAGGGAGUGAAGGGCCCGUUGUGUUACCGAACAGCCAACCAGACAUGCCUGAUGUUUGGAUCAAGCGAUCUAGCGCUCAAAGUUCUGGUUACAACAGUUGAAAUCUUGCAGAAAACAAAACUGUACUGCUAGGGAAAGGGGAAAUCGAAACCUCCUUGGAACUGUAAAUAUCAUUUUUUUCCUCCCACCUCCCCUUGUGCUGAAACUAUUUUGUAGUAUUUCAGCUGUGCAAAUACCUGUGCUUUUACAGAACCAGCAAAUCUGAUAUUGCGAGAGGAUGUGAGAUCAGUCGUGGUGGAGUAUAAGCCCUUUGACCUUUCAGUGUCCUGUGCCAUAUUCACAGCUGUACUGCAGAACGUAUCAAGUAAACCUGUUUUGUCGUUUCCUGAAUGGUGAUUAGAUUUUUUCUUGUCAAGCUCACAUAGGAGGGAAAUAAUGAGAAGAAUCUCCCCAGAUAUUUAUAGACAGAGAGUUCAUGUCAAAAAAAAAAAAAAAGCGAGCCAAAACCCAAACCCACAGCUAUGGAAAACCUAGAUUUCAAGAGGAGAGAGUAGCAUUAAAAAAAAAAAAAAAAAAAAAAAGUCUUUCAUUUUCUACUGAAUCUGUGAAUUCAGGUUCGUAGAUCUCUACAAAACACCUCAGAUAUGAUUUUAAAUCUCUCACCAGAACUUUUCAGUUGGUACAGUCUCUUACUGAUCAUGGAAGGGGCUGUAGAACAAAACCCCAAUCUGUUUGUGGUGACAGUUUAGGCUUGUUUUCUCAGCAUAAUUACUGGUACUGCCAAAGAUCUUCGGCGAGGGAUCUCCUCUUCGAGAAGUGCUCUCAUCCCUUGGGAUGUGUUCUGUUUCCGCAGCUCCUUUCCACACAAAGAUACAAACACAUAACUUUUUAAAAUUUGCAUAUGAUUUUACACAUAUUUUUUGUUCUCUACCAGAAACGAGCAGAAAAGCAAGCAUUUCUUCCCCUUUGUCAAAAAACAGAUUCCCCCUACAAGUUGAUGUAAAAUAAACGCUUAUGGCAAACUUUUACUA